Messenger RNA from Formica exsecta, 1877 nucleotides. Its product is annotated as cyclin-dependent kinase 4-like. The record is from RefSeq and is a predicted model, not a curated record. Gene Ontology annotation, cellular component: cytoplasm; nucleus; cyclin-dependent protein kinase holoenzyme complex. Gene Ontology annotation, biological process: regulation of gene expression; protein phosphorylation; G1/S transition of mitotic cell cycle. The transcript is spliced from 5 exons. Lineage: Eukaryota; Metazoa; Arthropoda; Insecta; Hymenoptera; Formicidae. The coding region runs from base 289 to 1722 and encodes 477 amino acids. Gene Ontology annotation, molecular function: cyclin-dependent protein serine/threonine kinase activity; cyclin binding; ATP binding.
AAACGCCGGGUGUAUCGCGUGCGGCCAUUCAGUAACUCGAACGAGCCACCGUAUACAUCGAGGUCCGGGUCUCUCGUCCCUCCAAAACACGAGACUCUCUGGAUCUCCGGAACGUUCGGCGGGCCUUCCCUUUCUCUCCCACGGCAAGCGCUCUCUUCCCAAACUAGGGUUACACGCGAGAUGACGAAAAAUUACAUGUACUCCGCCGCCUAUUUAAACGACUCUCGGCGCGUCCACUUUUAGAGAUCACUACUGCAGACAUAAACAUGUAGAAGUCGAGAUGUUGUGAUGGCUGGUAGAUCACGACGUUCGAGCACAGGGCUCGAACCAGAUCUAUCGACGCCAACGGCUCCAAAAAAAUCUAAACAAUUUGAAACGGCAUCCGACAAACCGUCUGCAAAACACUUGACAGAGGUGGAAAGUACCGAGACACCGUCCACGAGUGAGAUAUCUUUACAGGCGGAAGUUUUGCUCGUCCAGGAAGGGGAAGAGGAGGAAAAACAUCUCUCAGACGUUGCAAAACAAGCUGGAACCUCCGAGCGAUGGGUUUCGAUCGAUGAACCGUCACCGAAAUCGACCGAGCAAGCGGAUCCAAAGAUCUCUAAAAAAAAGAAAGACAUCGCGACGAUCUCCACCGAAGCGAUCCCGGGUACUUCGAAAGAAGAGCAGCUCGGUACGCUGAAAUCCAUUGUAAUGAAGUAUAGCGAACAGAGCGACGAGCUUUCUGGUUUCUCCAGACCAAAAUCCGAGACAACCGUACAGAGCUUUACGCUGCGCGAACAUGCAUCGUACGAAGACUUAUCCCUUAUCGGGAACGGUGCAUACGGCACGGUGUACAAGGCAAAGGAUAAGUCCAGCGGUCAAAUUGUAGCGCUUAAGAAAGUUAGAGUACCUUUGACAGACGAUGGUCUACCUAUGUCCACACUAAGAGAGAUCGCUGCUUUAAAGUCACUCGAACGAUUCGAACAUCCAAAUAUUGUCAGAUUACUCGAUGUCUGCCAAGGAGAUUAUCUUCACUUACCAUCGGGUGAUGGUGAACAGUCUGAGAGGCUAGAUCGUGGUCUCACCCUUUGGUUGGUGUUCGAACACGUGGAAAGAGAUCUCGCUUCCUAUAUAGCCAAUUACCGAGAAAGCUCUCCACAAUCGAGUAUCCCGCCGAAUAUCGUAAAGCAAAUGUCGAAAGAAAUACUGUGUGGAGUGGAGUUCCUACAUAGCCAUAGAAUAAUACACAGAGACUUGAAACCGCAAAAUCUUUUGGUAACGCGGGAAAGAAGAAUCAAAAUCGCGGAUUUUGGUUUAGCCAAGACCUACGACUUUGAGAUGAGAUUAACUUCUGUGGUUGUGACUCAAUGGUAUCGAGCACCUGAAGUACUUUUAGGAUGUUCCUAUGCUACCCCUGUAGAUAUCUGGUCUGUCGGAUGUAUAUUGGCAGAACUUUGCAAAUUGGAACCAUUAUUCCCAGGCUCUAGUGAAGGUGAUCAACUCGACAGGAUUUUCCAAGUUUUGGGCACUCCAUCGCAGCAAGCAUGGCCAGAGAAUGUAUCGCUCAGUUGGACAGCUUUUCCAUACAGACAACCUAAACCUCUUGGUGCAAUAAUACCAGAUCUCAAUGAACAUGGACUAGACUUAAUAAGAAGUAUGCUCAUGUUUGAUCCUCAUAGUCGUGUAACCGCAGCUCAAGCAGUAAGACACCGAUAUAUUACUGAAGAAGACGUACAAUGACUGUUUCAUAUAUAUAAGUUAUAUAGAUUUACUAAUAAACUCAGACUGACGUAACUGUAUUCAGGAAUAGAAAUAUAUCUAACAUAUGUAAGCACGCUAUAAUAGUUUAUAAAAUUAUUAAUAGCAGGUUGGUUAAUAAAUAUCUAAUAUGAGUA